AUGAAAACCUCGACAUCUGAAGGAAAACACGGAAUACAAUGGACAGCUCAGAAUGAAUUAGACGAUUUGGACUUCGCAGAUGACCUAGUCCUCCUAUCACGUACACAUGAACAGAUGAAGAUGAAGACAGCAAGUGUAGCAUCAGCCUUUGCAUCAGUAGGCCUCAGUAUACACAAAGGGAAAACCAAGGUCCUCAAAUUCAAAGCGGAAAACAGCAAUCCAAUCACUCUUGAUGGCGAAACUUUGGAAGAUGUAGAGUCCUUCACAUACCUAGGAAGCAUCAUCGAUGAACAAGGAGGAUCCGAUGCAGACGUAAAGGCGAGGAUCGGCAAAGCAAGGGCCGCAUUCCUACAAUUGAAGAACAUAUGGAACUCAAAACAACUUUCAACCAAUAUCAAAGUGAGAAUCUUCAAUACGAACGUCAAGGCAGUUCUACUGUAUGGAGCUGAAACUUGGAGAACUACAACAACUACAAUCAAGAGAGUACAAGUAUUUAUAAAUAGCUGUCUACGCAAGAUACUCAACAUCCAUUGGCCGGAUACCAUCAGCAAUAGCCUUCUGUGGGAGAGAACAAACCAACUUCCAGCUGAAGAAGAAAUUAGGAAAAGACGAUGGAGAUGGAUAGGACAUACAUUACGCAAAUCGUCGAACUGCAUCACGAGGCAAGCCCUAACUUGGAAUCCUGAAGGGAAGCGAAAAAGAGGAAGGCCAAAGAACACAUUACGUCGGAUAAUAGAAGCAGAUAUGGAACGGAUUAAUAACAACUGGAAGGAUCUGGAAAGGAUUGCCCAGGACAGAGUUGGGUGGAGAAUGCUGGUGAGUGGCCUAUGCUCCUUCACGAGGAGUAACAGGCGUAAGAAAUAUAAUUCCACAAAAGCCUUCCGAAUUCGGAUGGACAAUGUUUUCACGGGUUUACUUAAAUGGAUUUUAACAUUUUGCAUUCCUCAACUGCGCAUGAUGCCAGACCGUUCCUUUAGUCAGGCAAAUAAUUCAGGUGAAGAAAGUCACGUGAUCUCGAAUGCGGGUAGCUUUUGCGAACUAGAUGACCAUGUUUGUCCUUCUGAUAAUAAUCUCAGUCGUCUUUCACCGCCAUCUGCUACUUUCCUAAUUCAUGGAUCAGAGAUUCCUCACCAUGCUCCUGCUCCUCCCAUCAGGUCUUCAAGUACAUUGCGUAAAAAGAACAAACCUGUUUUGCCUCCAUCAAAACCUUUGCCAACUCCACCUGGGAAAGAAGAGAAAAAGAAAAAGAAAGCGAAAAUGUUCCGAUUUCCUAAAUUUGGUCGAUCGGAAAAAACUGAACCACAAAUUUCUGGUCCUACAGAAGUUACGCAUAACCUACAUGUGGCAUUUGAUAAGUCCACAGGCGAAAUCAAGGGUCUUCCUAUUUCAUGGCAGAUGCUUUUAACAGCAUCAAAUAUAUCACGAACAGAACAAGAAAAGAAUCCAGAAAUCCUUCUUGGCGUACUACAAUGUUUUGAUGAAUCAGCUAAACAGAAAGAUAAAUAUAUGACAAAUGUGUCUGUCAUUACAAAUUCCUCUGGCUCCGUUGAAUCGAUGAAUUCCAACUCCCGCUCCUGCUCAGUUUCCUCUCAAAGUAUGCCAAUCGCACCAGGUCAUUGCGACAUCAGCUAUUUACAUUCGGGCUCCUAUCAAUCUGCUUCAUUUAAUUCUACGACAUUAUCAUCUGCACCUAUUUCAGCGGAGGAAAAUAAUUUAAUUAUGUCAAUGGCUGAAACUAGUUUAACAGGAAUGACAAUAAUUUCCAGUGCUUUACCGGCAACUACACAUUCUUGUGCGGGUAGCAAUAGCAGCGGCCGUGGUAGCAGUUGUACCACUAACAGUGGCAGCGUUGGUGGUCGUGGUGUAAGUGGUGGUGUUCCAAAUGGUUUGAGCGCUGCAAGUUUAGUAGAACUAACUUCUAAUCACACUCACGUGUGUCCUUCAGGGUCUGGAAGGAGAACAAGCACAGGAGGUGCCGUAUUUUUGGGUGGUAUUAGUCCAACCCGUACAUUUGGUGGACGUGCAAGUGGUUCGACAAUUCCCGAAAUGUCUCCAGCACUUGGGAAUCAUAGAAGCAUUAACAAUACAGGAGAUAUCGCUCGUUCUGGGCCAGACUCCAUGAUAUCAGCGAACUCAGGAACCCUUACAAAUGGACAACUUCUCAAUCAUAGCCGUCAUGCUAGAGAUGCCAAUUUAGCUAGUGAUAAUCAUAAUGGUCAUUCAACUGUAUCUGUUCCUGCUCUUCCAAUUACAUAUGAUGUUAGUCUUGGUGAACUUAGCAGCAGUCGUAGCAGUGGUUGUUCACUAUCUUGCUCUGGUGCUAGCGGAAGUGUCAGUAUUUCUGGUUUAGCAAGUUCAGCUAGUAUGGUUGGACAUUUAUUUGGAGGUAUAAAUAGUAAUGAGAACAGUCCUACAAGUAUUCUUCCGCCUAGUAUGUUACCAUCUCAAUCACCGUUACCACAUAACAACUGUUGUUCAUUUGUCUCCUAUCCACCAUCAUCAUCACCACCGCCUGUUCCACCUCAUGCAACUACUGUCGUAUUAAGAAAUUUAGAUUUUUCUGAAAGUUGUACAAAUAAUUUUGAAAUUAGUAGUGUUAAAGAAGAAGGUACUCUACGGCAUACAUCUUCAUUUCAUAAUACAAUCCCUGAAUCAUCUACAUGUUUACCAUUUCAUGAAGAUAGAUUAGUUCCAGAAUCCUGUAUAAUGGUCGGAGAAUCUUCUUCCGAUGAAGAAGAAGAGGAUGAGGAUAUUGAAGAUGAAGAUCACGAACAAGAAGAGUAUGAAGAAGAUGAGGAGUUAGGUGAAGAUGAAGAAGAGAGCGAGAACGAACAAAGUGAAUUAAGCAAUAAUGAAAUAACUACAUCUCAGGCUACUGUUGAAUGGAUGACAAGCAGUGGAACUUGUAGUAAUCUACCUACUCCAAUGACUAUGUCCAAGGGAUCUGAAAAUGGUGUUACCAGUGAAGCUUUUGAUAAUCGGAAUGGUGUACUCGCUUCAAACAAAACAACAUCAACAAAUAGUGAGAAUAUACCAAAUUUGGUCAGUACUAGUAAAGAUAGUGGGACAUCGAAGAUCAUCCAGUCAUCAACUUCCGAUAGAAAUGUUCCACCAGCUGUUCCAGUCAAACCACAGGGUUUAACACAUGUGUUUCGCACACAACAGCAAACUAAAAUACACCAAUCUCCUCAUUUCUUCCCACAUCAACCGCCUACAAAUAAAAUGGAUUCAAGUAAUACUGCUACGAUUACAACAACUACCACUUCUACUGCUGCUGCCGAAGAUGUAGCCAAAUCGACUACACCUAGUGCACCUAGGCGUCGUACUGGGAAUCAUCGAUUAACAGAUCAGCAGGUACAUGAUAAAUUAAGAGCUAUUGUAAGCAAAGGUGAUCCAUAUCAAAAAUAUCGUAUGGUAGAUAAAAUUGGUCAAGGGGCAUCUGGUGUGGUAUAUAGUGGAUAUGAGAUUGCCACUGGCAGUUUAGUGGCUAUUAAACAAAUGAAUCUAGCUCAACAGCCUAAAAAAGAAUUAAUCAUUAAUGAAAUUUUGGUUAUGAAGGCUAAUCGUCAAGCAAAUAUUGUAAAUUAUCUAGACAGUUAUUUAGUGUCCACUUCAGUAUCUACCAAUAUGGAUCAUCAUCAGCAUUACAUGAACGGUUCAAAUCACAAGUACCAACAAUCAACUCACAAGGAUGAUAGCCUCAAUUCAUCAACAAUUAGUUCAGGCAAUUCAUCUAAAGGUGAAGAACUAUGGGUUGUCAUGGAGUAUUUAGAUGGUGGCUCAUUGACCGAUGUUGUCACUGAGACGUGUAUGGAAGAAGGACAUAUUGCUUCAAUUUGUCGAGAGAUACUUCAUGCCCUUGAAUUUCUUCAUGCAAAUCGCGUCAUUCAUCGUGAUAUCAAAUCAGACAAUAUUCUUCUUGGAAUGGAUGGAUCUGUAAAACUGACUGACUUUGGCUUUUGUGCACAAUUAAGCAAUGAUGGAACUAAACGUUCAACUAUGGUUGGCACACCGUAUUGGAUGGCACCAGAAGUUGUUUUACGUAAACAAUACGGUCCAAAGGUGGAUAUAUGGUCAUUAGGUAUUAUGGCCAUUGAAAUGGUAGAUGGUGAACCACCCUAUCUAAAUGAAAAUCCUGUUCGAGCAUUGUAUCUUAUCGCUACCAAUGGUAAACCGGAAAUUAAAGAACGUGAUCGCUUAUCAAGCACAUUUCUUAAUUUCCUCGAUCGUUGCCUAGAAGUGGAUGUAGAACAAAGAGCUACGGCGAAUGAAUUAUUACAACAUCCAUUCAUAUGCAGAUGUUCUAAACCAUUGAGUUCAUUGAUUCCACUGAUCAAUUUAGCCAGAGAACAGAAAUAA
Molecule: messenger RNA, 4359 nt
Organism: Schistosoma haematobium
Lineage: Eukaryota; Metazoa; Platyhelminthes; Trematoda; Strigeidida; Schistosomatidae
Gene: PAK1
Product: p21 protein (Cdc42 Rac)-activated kinase
Exons: 13
Coding region: 1-4359 (1452 amino acids)
Biological process (GO): intracellular signal transduction; protein phosphorylation; regulation of axonogenesis
Cellular component (GO): cytoplasm
Molecular function (GO): protein serine/threonine kinase activity; ATP binding
Source: RefSeq, a predicted model, not a curated record